This is a messenger RNA of Closterium sp. NIES-65, 927 nucleotides long. The record is from the annotation of a GenBank genome assembly. NCBI's taxonomy places the organism in Eukaryota, Viridiplantae, Streptophyta, Zygnematophyceae, Desmidiales, Closteriaceae.
AUGCCGCAAAGGCUGGGUCUUCUCCUUGUGUUAGCCCUAGCUGUCUUGUUCGAUUUCUAUAGACAGCACUUCCACCUCCUGGCCGCUAGCGCGGCUGUGCAGUGGAUCACCAUGCAGGGCGUCGCUGCAGAAUCGGACUCCGCGCAGCGCGCAAAGCGCGAUCGCCUCCAGCGUGCACGCAAAGCGCGCCGUGCCCGCCGUAUCUCGGAAUGGAUGGACGACCUGCAGGUGAUGGACGACGACGACUUCAUCAACAUGUUCCGCAUAUCGCGAGAGGUGUUGGCGGAGAUUACUCCCGCGAUGGCUCAGCCUAUGAGCCAUUUCGUGGAUCGUUACGGCAUCCCGGUGGAGAUGUGCUGCUUGAUUCCGAUCAAGUAUUUCGCCUCUGCAAUGCCGUACAUAGACAUGGCUAUCUACUUCGGCAUUCCUAAGUCUAUCCUGCACAAGAUUGUCGAUGCUUUUCUCUUGCAUUUCCCACGGCGGUUCAAACGGACGUGGGUACGCAUCCCAACAUAUGACGAGAUGGAGGACAUGGCUGCUGACUUUAAAGCGGUUAGGGGGCUGCCAAACGUCAUAGGCGCUAUUGACGGCACCCACAUCGAGAUCAAGGGAUUGGAGAAUCACCGGCAGGAGUAUUACAACCGCAAAGGCGUCUAUUCCACGCAGCUACAAGUUACAUGUGACAGCAAAGGCUAUAUCUGGGACUAUGUUGUAGGGCAUCCUGGCUCCAUGCACGACCAGGGCGUCUUCCAGCAGUCUCACCUGCAUGCACGACUCGAACGAGCCACGGAGGGUGACAGAAGACACAAACAGCUGGAGGGAGGUGACAGGCAUCGGCCCGCCGUGGUACCACCGGAGCGGCAUGCUUGCAUACAGGUGGCAGUCGGCUGCUUCAGCAACCCAGGCAGGUUAUCGUGCGCGCCGUAA